AGCAACACCCGAAGAAGAAGUGUUGGAGUUUACUUGUUGAAUGACAGCCGAGCAGAAGUUUCUCCUUUAAACACACUUCGGUUUCUCUUCUCGGGAACCAGCGCUCACUCCCCGGAGCAGAGUGCUCUCCUCGGGGAACCAGCUCUCACUCUCCGGAGCAGAGCCUCCGCUUCUCCCCCGACACCGAGACCGAGUCCCGGGACCCAGAACAAGAUGCGGGACCGAACUAAAGAACUGGGGAACAAUGCAGACGCGUCAGACGAGGACGAGGAGGGCAAACCUCUGGUGAUCAAACCGGGAACGUCUUUGGCAAAAGAGGAGAAGGAGAAUGACGCUUUCUUUAAAAAGGUGCAAGAAAUCCACGAAGGUCUCCAACACCUCAAGAGGAUGGUGUCCAACCUGGAGAACAAGCAGAAGGCCGUGCUGGGGGAACCGCUGCCGGAGGAGAGUAUGAAGAAAGAGCUCCAGACUCUUCGAGAGGAGAUCAAAACGUUGGCGACUCAGAUCCACAAGAAGCUCAAGAGUAUUGAACCGAAGAAGGGAGGCGACGACGACGGAAAGUACGUUCCCAUCAACGUUCGGAUGCAGCGGACUCAGCACGGCGUGUUGUCCAAGGAGUUCGUGGAGCUGAUGGGUCACUGCAGCACCAUCCAGUCUCAGUACCGAGACCGCAACGUGGAGCGGAUACGGAGGCAGCUCAAAAUCACUGAGACCAACAUGACGGACGACCAGCUGGAUUCGAUGCUGGAGAGCGGCGAGACGAACGUGUUCAUCAAGAACAUCCUGAUCGACGCUCAGGCCACCAAGCAGGCUCUGAACGAGAUCGAGACCCGGCACGACGAGAUCCUGAAGCUGGAGCAGAGCAUCCGAGACCUGCACGAAAUGUUCCAGUACCUGGCCAUGGAGGUGGAGGCGCAGGGCGAGAUGGUGAACCAAAUCGAAAACAACAUCAAACAGUCGUCCAACUACGUGGAGAAGGCGAAGGAGGACACGACGGCGGCGGUCACGUAUCAGCAGAAAGCUCGCAAGAAGAAGUUGUGGAUCGCGAUCUGUCUGGCCAUCCUCAUCCUCAUCCUCGUCAUCGCUUUGGUCAGCGCCUUCGGCACCUGAACGCCAACCGGCGGGAGCUGCAGAGAGGAAAAGAAAAAGAAAAUCCACUGUAAAUGUCCUGUAAAUAAUUUCAUCCCACUGGACGUUCGGGUGAAUUUAUUGUCGCUCUGCUCGUCGUGUUCGUCUCUAACUCUGUCGAUGUCUUUUUGUUUGUUUUAAAAAGAAGAAAUGUGCUUCCCUCCCCCCCCCCCCCCCCCCUUCCUUCACGACACUUUGAACUGUUACGUCAGCGCCCCGCCACAAUAAAAUAAAGAGGAGCCAAGUGGCCUUGAGCGAAGCACAAUGCAGUAUUGAACUCAGGAAUCGUGUGCGUUUGAUUCUCGUUACAUCGACGUUUCUGGAUGAAUUAAGAGGCGCGAAUAACAAUUUUUAAUUCUUUUUUUUUUUUUUUAAAGGCAGAUAGACUAAUAUAAUUGUACAUAACCUUUGUAUUGCUGGUGAUUAAGACGUUCUUUGUGCAUUCUUUUUCUUUUCUUGUGUGUAAAACUUGAAAAGAUGUUUCAAAACUGCCUUCAUGGAACAAAUGUAAAUAUAUAUUUUCUUUGUGUUUGGUGAAAUAAUCCCGCCCCCUCUUUUCAUUUUACAAGGGCCCCCUCACACUUAUUUGUCCUGUUUGUAUUUAUGAUUUAAAAAGACUAUUUGAAUCCCAAAACGGUGCCUUCUCCUUCACGUCCUUUUGAAUUUGUUUAUAUUUGUUUGACCUCACUCAGCAGUGUUUAUAUUAUAGCCUCAGUCCGACACAUUUAGUAAACAAACGGUUUUUAAAAUGUUUUUAAAAAUAAAAUACCGUCUUGCAUCAUCA
Messenger RNA from Cyclopterus lumpus (lumpfish), 1912 nucleotides. RefSeq names its product syntaxin 4 (gene stx4). Gene Ontology annotation, cellular component: plasma membrane; endomembrane system; SNARE complex. Gene Ontology annotation, molecular function: SNAP receptor activity; SNARE binding. The coding region runs from base 214 to 1110 and encodes 298 amino acids. Lineage: Eukaryota; Metazoa; Chordata; Actinopteri; Perciformes; Cyclopteridae. The transcript has 10 exons. Gene Ontology annotation, biological process: intracellular protein transport; exocytosis; vesicle fusion. The record is from RefSeq and is a predicted model, not a curated record.